Molecule: messenger RNA, 642 nt
Organism: Daldinia loculata
Lineage: Eukaryota; Fungi; Ascomycota; Sordariomycetes; Xylariales; Hypoxylaceae
Product: NADH-ubiquinone oxidoreductase 9.5 kDa subunit
Exons: 3
Coding region: 125-358 (77 amino acids)
Source: RefSeq, a predicted model, not a curated record
CAACCUCACGUACCUAAGGUAACCUUCAAAACCAGCAUCGCCGGCCACUCUCAAGAUCCUCCGUCCCUCUUCACCCGAAACUAGAGGUCAAUUGAACCACCACCCACACCACACCAAAAGAACCAUGUCGGCCUCAACACCAGCCUUCUUCGCCAGCCCCCUCCGGUACUGCCGCUGGGCCGCCCGCGAGCGCCCCGCAUACUUCUGGUCCGUCGUCAUCGGCGCCACCGGCCCCCUAAUGCUAGCCACCGUCCCGCCCGCCAUGAGGCGCCUGGGUUACGAGCGCACCCCGCCGAUUCCGUUGACGUAUCCUGUUCCUACCGGCCCGCGAAAGACGUUAACCGGCUACGACGACUGAGCGCUAUACGUAUCAAGUAUCUCUGGAACAUACCUAGGAAUAGGGCAUAGGAGCAGGACCGUGGAUCGAUAGGCGGAUCUACAUGUAUAUAUCAAAAUUAAAACCACUCCAAGCGCCUCAAGUCGUCAGACCUCGGAGCAAAGUAUGAAGACGGGGCUAGGCGGAAUACCCUCAAGGGGAACGUAUCAAAUGCUACCGCAUGCAAGAAGAGUGUCCCUUCAAGCCUCACUAGGAUCAAUCAAGUCAAAAACUAUCAUCCAGUUCAAUUCAUUUCAUUUUCGCAC